GUGGCUCCUCACUUCCUGGUUGAAGAUGGCGGAUGAGAAUGAGACAGCACCGAUGCCGGAGAAAGAAGAUGUAGAGGACCACGGACACUGCAGCGACUGUGAAAACGAAGAGCACCACUUUGAAGAUGGUGACAGGGGUCUGGGCGACGACACUGGUGCCAAGAAGAAGAAAAAGAAGCAGAAAAAGAAGAAGAAAGCAGGUGCCCCAGAAGCAGCUCAGGACCCCCUUGCCAAGGUGAAUUCAUUGCCAGCUGAUAAGCUCCAGGAGAUCCAAAAGGCCAUUGAACUGUUCUCUGUAGGCCAGGGUCCUGCCAAAACCAUGGAGGAGGCCACUCGGAGGAGUUACCAGUUCUGGGACACACAGCCUGUGCCCAAACUAGGGGAGACGGUUACAUCACAUGGCUCCAUUGAACCUGACAAAGACGUCAUCCGUGAAGAGCCCUACAGCCUCCCACAGGGAUUCAGCUGGGACACCCUCGACUUGGGGGACGCCGCGGUGCUCAAGGAGCUGUACACCCUUCUCAAUGAGAAUUAUGUUGAAGAUGACGACAACAUGUUCAGAUUUGACUAUUCCCCUGAGUUCCUGCUCUGGGCCCUGCGGCCCCCUGGCUGGUUGCCCCAGUGGCAUUGUGGGGUGAGGGUUAACUCCAACCAGAAGCUGGUUGGCUUCAUCAGUGCCAUACCUGCCAAUAUCUCUAUCUACGACAUAGAAAAGAAAAUGGUUGAGAUCAAUUUCCUCUGCGUCCACAAGAAGCUUCGCUCCAAACGAGUCGCUCCGGUUCUGAUCAGAGAAAUCACCAGACGGGUCAACCUGCAGGGUAUUUUUCAGGCUGUUUACACUGCUGGAGUGGUCCUGCCCAAACCUGUGGGCACAUGCAGGUACUGGCAUCGCUCUUUGAACCCUCGCAAGCUAAUUGAGGUGAAGUUCUCCCACCUGAGCAGGAACAUGACAAUGCAGCGCACCAUGAAGUUGUAUCGUCUGCCUGAGGCUCCUAAGACUCAAGGUCUACGGCCAAUGACUAAGAAGGACGUGCCGGUGGUGCAUCGCCUUCUCCGCGAGUACCUGAGCCAGUUCCAUCUGGCGCCCGCCAUGAACCAGGAAGAAGUAGAACACUGGCUGCUUCCCCAGGAGAACAUUAUCGACACUUACCUGGUGGAGAACGAUGGCAAAGUGACUGAUUUCCUGAGUUUCUACACUCUGCCCUCUACCAUCAUGAACCACCCUGUGCACCGCAGUCUAAAAGCAGCAUACUCCUUCUACAACGUCCACACCACCACCCCAAUGCUCGACCUCAUGUCUGACGCCCUCAUUCUGGCCAAAUCGAAAGGGUUCGAUGUCUUCAAUGCACUGGAUCUAAUGGAAAACAAGACUUUCUUGGAGAAGCUUAAGUUCGGCAUCGGUGACGGAAAUCUACAGUAUUAUCUGUACAAUUGGAAGUGUCCCAGCAUGGGCUCAGAAAAGGUUGGGUUGGUUCUUCAGUGACAUCCCUUUAUGCCGUAAAUAAGUGUCACCAUCAGGCCAGGAGACGACACCCAUCACACUGACCACGUGACGAGAUGGACUGAUGACUUCCUGCUACAGGAGUGGAAAAAAAAAAAAACCCACCGCCCAUUUUUACUUUUUGACCUUCUGAACUUUGACCUGCACUACCGCUGCCAGGUGGGAGGCCGGGAGAGUCUUCCUGCUCUUCCUCCUCCUUUUGAUCACAGGGACCUUAAGCCAUUGUAGUUAUCAUCCCUAAACAACUUUAUUUCAUCUGAGAGUUGUCUGGACUGUACCAAACACACACACACACACACACACACACACAGAACAGUUUGCACAGAUUACUGUAAACCAAACACUCACGGUUGGCGUACCUACAAAAGAUUAAAAAAAAUAAAAAAGAAACAUGUAAAUAAUAUCAAACAUAACUGCCCUAACACACACAGACUAAAAUCUAUGGUUUCAUUUUAUUGCUAAAUGUUGGAAGUGGUUUUUGCAAUUAAAAUAACACUGUCAUCCUUCAGUUUUAGAGAUGAAAAACAACAACAAAAAGAUAAAAAAAAAUAUUUUAAAAGAAUAGGCUUAAGAAGUUGAGGUAAUAAAUACCAAAAGUGGAUACAAGAUAAGGGCUUCUGUAAAGAAUUCUCUUGUCAUGUUUGACCCUGUGUCUUCUUUGAUUUUUCUCAUCAAACCUUAGUUUUCCAACAUUUUGACGUUUUUUUCACCACUGCUUUUUCAAAGACACCCAUGCUAGAACUGCAUUUGUUUUUUUUCUGGAGUUCUUAUGUGUAUUAACUGUCAUGAUGCUCCUCCACAGCUUACUGCACUAACUGAAGAAGCCCUGAAACACUCACUGAUGACUCAUCAGCUUAGGAGAAACAAAAAAAAAAUUAGAAUCUUUUUUUUUUUUUUUUGUGGACGAGGUUGGACUGUCACGCUGCGGUUGAAGGCUUUCUGUCGGAGUUUACUCCACACUUUUAUCAGCAGGGAUCAGAUAUGUAAUGACACCUUUUGAUUUGACUGUGCUGCAGUUUCAAUGUCCAUCCUGAGGGACUCGUAAAAUAUGCAAGGACUUUGGAUACCUUAAAAGUACUUUAUGCAGAUGUUCAUGAAGGAAUCACACAGGAAGUCUUAGAAACAUCAUGAAAACAGUUCUGAAAACUACCCCAGAAAGAAGAGCUGGAAGUUCUGGUGACUUGUUUACAUGCACAUAUCACAUCCGAUGUUCUUUGCUAUUUGAAGACGGGAUCAUCGUUAGCUUUAGUCUCACUCGAAUUAACAUCUCUGAUUGUAUGUUUUUAUAAGCUUUACUUAGGAUGUGACAUCAGACACAAAAGUAUAAAUCAAUAUGGGGAAAAAAAAAAAACUUGCAAUGCAGCUUGCUUUCCACCUCGAUGAGACAUUUUCCCCUCUGCACGGAUCAUGUAGGCAACAUCAGUCAGGAUUUAGGAUGGAUUUUGAAACUGACCAAGAGCAGCAGUCUGGAUUCUCAGCACGUUUUGGCAGAGCGGGGGAUGAUGACGAUGAUGACGAUGAGGAUGAUAACGAAUGGAGAAAUCCCUUAAAGUGCAACUUAUGUAAAAUGAUGGUUCUAUUUGCAUACACAUGUAAAAAGAAUAAUGGGUUCCAUUGUGUUCUAGUGCAGAAAGACUUUCAACAUGCAGGUAAUUCUUUUGUUUUCUUUUGAGCAAAGAAAUAAAAUCUAGAAGUUGCUGUGA
Labrus bergylta (ballan wrasse) is the source of this 3204-nucleotide messenger RNA. RefSeq names its product N-myristoyltransferase 1a (gene nmt1a). Gene Ontology annotation, biological process: N-terminal peptidyl-glycine N-myristoylation. Gene Ontology annotation, molecular function: glycylpeptide N-tetradecanoyltransferase activity. NCBI's taxonomy places the organism in Eukaryota, Metazoa, Chordata, Actinopteri, Labriformes, Labridae. Gene Ontology annotation, cellular component: cytoplasm. The record is from RefSeq and is a predicted model, not a curated record.